Molecule: messenger RNA, 309 nt
Organism: Haemonchus placei
Lineage: Eukaryota; Metazoa; Nematoda; Chromadorea; Rhabditida; Trichostrongylidae
Source: the annotation of a GenBank genome assembly
AUGUUCUAUUAUCCGGAAGGCCCGCUACCACAAUUGAGCCGAAAUCGCGGCAGCUUUUCUUCGCCAUCGAUGCGACCGAUGUCCUCCCUGUCAUCCGGUUCCGCUGACAGCGACUUCUACGGAAUACACCCACCUCCCCCGUCAUCGGUCGUGCCACCACCGCCUUCGUUGUCGUCUUCCACGUCACGUCCACCCAGUCCAGGACUACAGGUUAGUGCCCUUGAACAGAUUAGCAGUUAUUAUUUUAGUCACGUUUUCAUGACUACCAAAACCGGCUUUCUUACGAAAAUAUUAAGUGAUGACAAAUAA